Messenger RNA from Gastrolobium bilobum, 3955 nucleotides. RefSeq names its product protein MEI2-like 1. The transcript has 15 exons. Gene Ontology annotation, molecular function: RNA binding. The coding region runs from base 564 to 3467 and encodes 967 amino acids. NCBI's taxonomy places the organism in Eukaryota, Viridiplantae, Streptophyta, Magnoliopsida, Fabales, Fabaceae. The record is from RefSeq and is a predicted model, not a curated record.
AGAAAGAAAAGAAAAAAACCUCUGUUGUUGUAUUGUCUGAUUUUCUCUCCAAACUAGAGAGCGACCGGCGAGCGUAACCUCGCCGGAAAAUCGCUCUACCUUUGCUCGAAGUUUCAGAUUUUCCGAUUUGGGUGCGAAAUUGUGAUUAUCUUUUUUACUGGCUCCGUAGACAGAACUGUUUUUGUGUGUGGUUGUGUACAUUCAUUUCUGGGUUUUCUUCUCCUUUCGUUGUGUGGUGAGGAAUAUCUGAGAAAGCAAUGCGGAGAGGGAAGAUGGUUUUUGUUGCAGCAGAUAUCAUGGGAUCUCCUCUUUAUGAAUUCUUUAUGUUGUAAACCGUUCAAAAGAUUCGAUUUUUUUGUUAUCUCUUUCUUCUCGAGUUUGUUGAUAAAGAGUUUGCUGAAUUUUGUGGAGAAACAGAGGGAAGGAAGAUUUUUGGGGUUUUUGUGCUAGCCUGCUUGUGUUCAAAUUGAGAAGAUGACGAGGAAUAGAGCCUAACAAGGCUAGCAAGUGAGGAGCUUUUUCAGCAAUAUUUCUCUUUCCAGAUUUUCUGGACAAGCUGCAGGAUGCCUUUUGAAAUAAUGGACCAGAGGGAUGUUUCUGCCUCAUCCCACUUUUUUGAUGACAUUUCCUAUGCUUCUGAAAGGAAUGUUGGAUUACGGAAGCCGAAAUCCAUUCCUGACCAUUAUCCACAAGGAAAGAGUGAAAUGGCGGAAUCAGCCGGCAGCAUUUUGAAUGCUUCAUUACCCCUCGAAACAAAUCCAAAAUCAGGCUUGCCAAUGUCGCAGUUUAGUCCAUCUAGAGAAAUUGCAGAAAACCUACAUUUUGGUGGAGAAACAGGCAUUAUAGAUUUGCUGAAGGAUUCGAAGAAAUCAUUGAAUUACCAUCCAAGAUCAUGGUCUGAUGCUCAUAUGCAGCCAGCAUCUAGCUCAUAUGGUUUAAUUGGGAACAAGGUUGUCACCAAUGCUGCCUCACGUGAAAGUAGUCUAUUCUCAAGCUCUUUGUCUGAGAUAUUUAGCCAAAAAUUGAGGUUAUUGGGGAAUAAUGUUCUGUCUGAUCAGCCUAUCUUUGGUGGUUUACUUCCUGAGGAAGAACCGUAUAAAUCUCUUGAAGAAAUUGAGGCUGACACUAUUGGGAAGCUCCUUCCUGAUGAAGAUGAUCUGUUUUCUGGUGUCACUGAUGAGUUAGGAUACAGUGCUCAUGCUAGAACGAGUGAUGAUUUUGAAGAUUUUGAUUUGUUUAGCAGUGGUGGAGGCAUGGAGUUGGAAGGAGAUGAACAUCUAGUUUCAGGAAAAAGAACCAGUUGCGUGGAUGGAGAUCUUGAUUACUUUGGAGCUUCUAAAGGAAAAAUUCCUUUUGAUGAACAAUCUUCUAGAACACUUUUUGUUAGAAACAUUAAUAGCAAUGUAGAAGACUCUGAGCUAAAGGCACUCUUUGAGCAAUAUGGAGAUAUCCGAACCAUUUAUACUGCCUGCAGGCAUCGUGGGUUUGUUAUGAUUUCUUAUUAUGACCUAAGGGCAGCACAAAAUGCAAUGAAAGCACUUCAAAAUAGGUCAUUGAGGUCUAGGAAACUUGAUAUACAUUAUUCAAUUCCAAAGGGCAAUGCUCCAGAGAAGGAUAUUGGCCAUGGUACGCUGAUGAUAUCUGGUGUUGAUUCAUCUGUUUUGAAUGAUGAACUCAAACGGAUUUUUGGAUUUUAUGGAGAAAUUAAAGAAAUCUAUGAACAUCCUGAAAUGAAUCAUAUCAAAAGUAUUGAGUUUUAUGAUGCCCGAGCUGCAGAAGCUUCUCUCAAAGCAUUGAAUGGGAUCUGCAUUGCUGGGAAGCACAUCACGCUUGAACCUGGCCAUCCUAGGAUUGCAACAUGUAUGAUGCAGCAGUCUCAGAAGGGACAUGAUGAACCUGACUUCGGUCAUAAUCUCAGUGACAACUUAUUAUUAAGACAGAAGGCAGCAGUGUCUUCUGGAGUCAUUGCAUCUGGUGGCAGCUUGGAAAAUGGAUAUAAUCAGGGAUUUCAAUCUGCAACACGGCCACCUUUGAAUGCUUUCAUUGAUAACACAUUCUUUCAUGUGAAUUCUAGCAGUCACAAGACCACAAGAGAGACACCUGCUGGUGUUUGUGAGUCAAAUAACGUUGAUGCAAUGAAAUUUGCAUCUAUUACGAGAUUCCAUCCUCAUUCUUUACCUGAGUAUCAUGAUAGUUUAGCUAAUAGUCCUUACAACUUUUCAAGCACCAUUAACAUGGCUGCCAAUGUUGGAACUGGAAGCUCAGAAGUGUCUAACAGCAGGCACAGUCAGGGAAUGGGCUCAGCUGGGAACCUAGCAGAAUUCAAUGCAGGAGGAAAUGGGAACCACCCCAAUCAUGGACUUUAUCAUAUGUGGAAUGGGUCCAACGUGCAUCAGCAACCUCCAUCAAAUGCCAUGCUUUGGCAGAAAACACCAUCCUUUGUUAAUGGUGCUUGUGCUCCAUGUCUUCCACAAGUUCCUAGCUUUCCUAGAACACCGCCUCAUAUGCUGAGAGCAUCACUUAUUGACCACCAUGUUGGAUCAGCACCAGUUGUUACAGCCUCACCCUGGGAAAGACAACGUUCUUACUUGGGAGAAUCUCCUGAUGCUUCUGGUUUUAGAUUGGGUUCUCUAGGAAGUGCAGGCUUUCAUGGUAGCUGGCAGAUGCAUCCUCCAGAUUUUUCUUCUCGCAACAUAUUUUCUCAUGGUGGUGGGAAUGGUACUGAGUUGACGUCCAAUGCUGGGCUGGGCUCUCCUAAGCAGUUGUCUCAUGUUUUCCCUGGGAGACUUCCCUUGACUUCAAUGUCAAAAUUUGAUUCUACCAAUGAACGAAUGAGAAACCUCUAUCAUCGCAGAAGUGAAGCAAAUACUAACAAUGCUGAUAAAAAACAGUAUGAACUUGACCUCGGUCGCAUAUUGCGUGGGGAAGACAACCGAACAACGCUUAUGAUAAAAAAUAUUCCUAACAAGUAUACUUCAAAGAUGCUUCUUGCUGCCAUAGAUGAGCAAUGUCGGGGGACUUAUGAUUUUCUAUAUUUGCCAAUUGAUUUCAAGAACAAAUGCAAUGUUGGCUAUGCAUUCAUCAAUAUGAUUGAUCCUGUUCAGAUUAUUCCAUUCCACCAGGCUUUUAAUGGGAAAAAAUGGGAAAAGUUUAACAGUGAAAAGGUAGCCGUACUUGCAUAUGCCCGAAUUCAAGGAAAAUCUGCUCUUAUUGCUCAUUUCCAGAAUUCAAGCCUGAUGAAUGAAGAUAAACGUUGCCGUCCUAUUCUCUUCCAUACUGAUGGACCAAAUGCUGGUGAUCCGGAGCCUUUUCCCUUGGGUACCAAUAUUAGACUGAGGCCUGGAAAAUCUCGCAUUAUUGGUAAUGAGGAGAAUCGCAGCCAAGGAAAUCCUUCAACUUUGGCAAGUGGAGAUGAGUUUGCUAAUGGAAUAGAUCCUUCAUUGAGUUCUUCAAGAAACUCUGACUGAUAUAGCAUCAGGCACUAACAGUUCAAUGUUGCAUAUCAUAUCAACUCUCAAGUUUGUAUAUUUACAUUUUCUUUUUGAUCAAGAGAGGAGUUGGAGCCGGUAGGAAAAGGGGGCUCACAAUUUUUGCCUUAUAGAGGAGCCUUGCAAGAGUUGUUGGAGGUUGAGGUACAUAACCCGAAUGAAAGUAUCCGAUUCUAGUAUUUUCUUUAUUUUCCUAAAUUUUUGCUUGGAAUCCUGCUACCCUCUUACAAGUUUAGAGAAUGGCUUAACUGAAGCUUAAAAUUUUGGCUAGCUUUGAAUGGACAAUAUGACAAUUUGCAGUUCCCUUGAGAUAAUAGUACGCAUCUUUCCAGGUUUCAAGGGUCCUUUGCUGGUUUUGUUUUCAUCAUUGUCUUAAUGUUCAUAUGUAAUUUUGUUUCUUUAUAUCCCUGAUGGGAUUUGUUGUCUAUAUAAUGUGAUUGUUGAAGAUAUUUAAUUGGAAUAUUUAU